AGUCUUUGAGAAAGGGAGGAAAAUAAUCCAAAUCCUGCUGAAAGCCGGUUUUGCCAUAAAACGGAGUAAGGUCAAGGGACCUGCCCAGGAGAUUCAAUUUUUGGGAAUAAAAUGGCAAGAUGGACGUAGACAGAUCCCCACAGAUGUGAUCAACAAGAUAACAGCAAUGUCUCCACCAACUAAUAAGAAAGAAACGCAAGCUUUCUUGGGUGCAGUGGGGUUCUGGAAAAUGCACAUCCCAAAUUACAGUUCGAUUGUAAGCCCCCUCUAUCAUGUGACCCAGAAGAAGAAUGAUUUUAAAUGGGGCCCUGAGCAGCAACAAGCCUUUGAGCAAAUUAAACGCGAGAUAGUUCAUGCAGUAGCCCUUGGACCAGUCCGGACUGGGCCAGAUGUAAAAAAUGUACUGUACACUGCAGCUGGGGAGAACGGUCCUACCUGGAGCCUCUGGCAGAAAGCUGCAGGGGAGACUCGAGGUCGACCCCUCGGCUUUUGGAGUUGGGGAUACAAAGGAUCUGAGGCCAGCUAUACCCCAACUGAGAAAGAGAUACUGGCAGCCUAUGAAGGGGUUCGAGCUGCUUCGGAAGUGAUUGGCACUGAAGCACAGCUCCUCCUGGCACCCCGGCUGCCCGUGCUGGGCUGGAUGUUCAAAGGCAGGGUCUCCUCUACACAUCAUGCAACCGAUGCUACAUGGAGUAAAUGGGCUGCACUAAUUACACAACGAACUCGAAUAGGAAAUCUCAGUCGUCCAGGCAUUCUGGAAGUUAUCACGGACUGGCCAGAGGGCAAAGAUUUUGGAAUGUCACCAGAGGAGGAGGUGAUGCGCGCUGAAGAGGCCCCACCAUAUAAUAAACUGUCAGAAAGUGAAAAGCAGUAUGCCUUGUUUACUGAUGGUUCUUGCCGUAUUGUGGGAAAGCAUCGGGGAUGGAAGGCAGCUGUAUGGAGUCCUGGACGACAAGUUGCAGAAACUGCUGAAGGAGAGGGUGAAUCGAGUCAGUUUGCUGAGGUGAAAGCCAUCCAGCUGGCCCUGGACAUUGCUGAACGAGAAAAGUGGCCAGUACUUUAUACUGACUCAUGGAUGGUGGCAAAUGCCCUGUGGGGGUGGUUGAAGCAAUGGAAGCAGAGCAACUGGCAACACAGAGGUGAAUUAUUUUUGGCCCGGUGGGCCCAUGACACUUCAGGCCAUCAGGGCAGAGAUGCAACAUAUAGAUGGGCCCGUGACCAAGGGGUGGACUUAACAAUGGACACUAUUGCCCAGGUUAUUCAUGAGUGUGAAACAUGUGCUGCAAUUAAACAAGCCAAGCGGUUAAAGCCUCUUUGGUAUGGAGGACGAUGGUUGAAGUAUAAAUAUGGGGAGGCCUGGCAGAUUGACUAUAUCACACUGCCACCAACCCGCCAAGGCAAGCGCCACGUGCUUACCAUGGUGGAAGCAACCACCGGGUGGCUGGAAACAUACACUGUGCCCCAUGCCACUGCCCGGAACACUAUCGUGGGCCUUGAGAAACAGAUUUUGUGGUGACACGGCACCCCAGAGAGAAUUGAGUCAGACAAUGGGACUCAUUUCCGGAAUAACCUUAUAGAUAUUUGGGCCAAAGAGCAUGGCAUUGAGUGGGUAUAUCACAUCCCCUACCAUGCACUAGCCUCUGGGAAAAUCGA
Messenger RNA from Pezoporus occidentalis (night parrot), 1653 nucleotides. RefSeq lists its product as uncharacterized. Gene Ontology annotation, biological process: DNA integration. NCBI's taxonomy places the organism in Eukaryota, Metazoa, Chordata, Aves, Psittaciformes, Psittacidae. The record is from RefSeq and is a predicted model, not a curated record. Gene Ontology annotation, molecular function: RNA-DNA hybrid ribonuclease activity; nucleic acid binding. Bases 167 to 1516 code for a protein of 449 amino acids. The transcript has 2 exons.